This is a messenger RNA of Cryphonectria parasitica EP155, 4396 nucleotides long. RefSeq names its product P-loop containing nucleoside triphosphate hydrolase protein. Gene Ontology annotation, cellular component: catalytic step 2 spliceosome. The transcript is spliced from 6 exons. Bases 1 to 4308 code for a protein of 1435 amino acids. Gene Ontology annotation, biological process: mRNA splicing, via spliceosome. NCBI's taxonomy places the organism in Eukaryota, Fungi, Ascomycota, Sordariomycetes, Diaporthales, Cryphonectriaceae. Gene Ontology annotation, molecular function: helicase activity; mRNA binding. The record is from RefSeq and is a predicted model, not a curated record.
AUGCCCACCGCAAAGAGACAGAAGAAGAGCGCUUCGUCACAAUCUUCCAAGAGUCAGCCAUCUUCUAAGGCACCAGAACCGGUCACAGAAGGGGAAUCCGAGUUUGCGCAGCUUGCCAAGCAACACUGGUUGAAGACGACCAAGCGGGCGACCAAGGUCAAAGUCAAGAACGAUGUCUUGAAGCAGGACAUAUGGGAUCCUCUCGAGAGGGACAAGUUCCCAAUCUCGUCGCUGUUGUCCCUAGAGAGUCUACAAAUUCUAGAGAGCUAUCUCUGGCCAGGAUACAGCGAACAGGCGUCGAAUCACCAUGUUCUCUUGAUUGUUCUCAUUGUCAACGCGAAGCGCAGAGAGCGCCUGGAGACUUGGACUAUUUUCGAGGAUCGGCCCGAUGACUUCUCUACGUUCUUCCGACGCGUUCUCUCGAUGAGCCUCGACCGAUCCCUCUCUGUUGCCGUGCGAACUCAAAUAAUCUCGUUCGUCAUCUAUUCUUUCCAGAGUCUGGACCGCGCCAUCGUGCGAAAGGAAUGCGCGCCGCUCGUGUCGAUAUCGAUUUGGCAUAAUCUGGCGACGGAGAAAAAACGAGAUGAGAAGCUGGCCCAGAGCAACAAUUUGCGCAAGGCAUGGAGAGCAGCUGCUAAGAGAUACGAUUCUGCGGACGAACCGACUAAGGCGCGGUUGCGGUUUGACAGGUCGUGGCUCUAUACAUUGGUGCUCGACUUCCUGAGCUUGCUGUUCACGGACAACGCUGGGAAAGUGCCAGAGGACGUAUUGUACUGCGAGCGGGUUGUUGAGUUCCUCUCGGAUCUACAGAGCCAGUUACCAACCAGGCGAUAUGCCAACUUCUUACUUCAGGACUUGCACGUCAUCACGGCGGCCAGCCUCUCGCCGGUCUUCAACGCCGAGGAAAACGGGCUGUUACGUGAUCUUUUUGCUUUGUUCUCUCACUACACCCACUUCACUAUUGAUGACCAGACAGGACACCAGCAGAGCAAGACCCAGGCAUACGAUCACCACUGUGCAGAUCUCGCAAAACUGCAGAGGACGGCAUUGAAGCAUUUCAAAGACCAGUUGACGGUGCUAGCACUGUCCAACUACGCCUCUAUUGACGACAGAAAAGAGCUCGAGGGUCUUCUCGCUCCCCUCACCGAUGAAGAGGUCACACAGCUGUCCGAUUUGCUGGAAUUGAGAACGACAUACCCUGAAUCAACGGGUUUGACGGUUGAUCGCAAGUUUCUGAUCGAAGCAUUGCUAUCUACCUUCGAGAGACGGAAGACUUUCCAAGAGAGUGCUUCAGAGAUGAGCGUCAUGCCAAACGAGCAGACUGUCUUUGACCGAAGUCUCCUGAGGACUGACUCAUACGAUGGAUCGCACCCGCUGGCGAUACCGAAGUUGAACCUUCAAUACCUUUCGGUUGGAGAUUUCUUGUGGAGGUCUCUGGAAUUGUACAGGUGCGAGUCGUUCUAUGGAAUCAGAAGUCACAUCGAAGAUGUCCUUCGAAGAUUGAAGCCGGAGGUGACAAAGUCGGGUGAGACAAGCUUUCCGGGCUUCUCCAAAAUGGCAUUACCAAUAUCAAAGCCAUCCAUUCUCGAAGUCCUGCCUACGUUGGUAGGAGACGACAAGCCAGCAGCUGUGCGAGCAGAGAUCGUUAUUGACGUUCGCCGACUCGGUGAAAAUGUCCGCCGUGAAUGGGAGUCUUUGCGACCAGACGAUGUGGUGUUCCUUCUGGCGGUGGAUGCCUCCAAGUCGCAAAAAUUUGGCCGUGGCAUUUCGACAGAGGCACAGAAGCUUGGCAUCCUCUCUCUUCGUUCUGCCGAGAUCGUCCAAAUUCUCGACGACAAAGGACGGGCCAUCCGAGACGCUAACGCGUAUUUUGAUGGACAUGCCCGAAGCCCUGUGAGACGAAUCAGGCUGAAGCUGGAUUCGGCUAUGUACAAGUCGGAUAUGCAACAAGUGUCUGCCGGAAAACCAGACGUUUACGAAAGCAUCAACCUCGUUGUGCGAAGGAGCGGGCGGGAAAACAACUUCAAGCCUAUCCUGGAUUCAAUCAAGAACCUAACGCUCUCAGACGUGCCUCUAGCCUCAUGGUUGCAUGAGGUCUUUCUCGGGUACGGCGACCCAGCAGGUGCUUCAUACAAGCACUUGCCGAACCGGCUCAAGAAGAUCGAUUACCGCGAUACAUUCCUCGAUUGGCAGCACCUCAUUGAGAGCCUCCCGGGGAAGAUCAUUGAGCCUGGCGAUGAUGUUACUGGAAGCUUCGGGCCUCCGUAUGUUUUGGAGACGGCGGAUCGUCCAGCGACAGAGCCUUCAUCAAAACCUUCGAAAAAGAGACGGAGAGACGCGGAGCCAGCUCUGAUCGCUGAAGUUGAGACUUUGAAGGUCUCGACGUACAAUCCCCCGAACAACGGUCCUUAUCCUGUUGACGUGCCAAAGCGCAACAUGGUGCGCUUCACUCCCGCUCAAAUCGAAGCCGUCAUCUCUGGCACACAACCAGGACUCACAAUUGUGGUCGGUCCUCCGGGAACGGGCAAGACGGACGUUGCCACGCAGAUCAUCAGCAACAUCUAUCACAACUUCCCUAAGCAGAAAACGCUUCUCAUUGCGCACAGCAACCAGGCGUUGAACCAGUUGUUCGCCAAGAUUGUGGCCCUGGACAUUGACGAACGUCACUUACUCCGCUUGGGCCAUGGAGAGGAAGAGUUGGACACCGAAGGAAGCUUCAGCAAACACGGACGGGUUGAGUCAUUCCUCGAGAACAGGGAUCGCUAUCUCGAGGAAGUGACUCGUCUGGCUGCCAGUAUGGGCGCUCCUGGAGCUCAUGGCAACUCUGCCGAGACGGCCGGGUACUUCAAUUCAGUCUACGUGCAACCUGCUUGGUUGAAAUUCAACGAGCUGGCCAAAUCUGCAGAGGCUUCAGCGUCCGACAUCGUGGCGGCUUUUCCUUUCCAUCAAUAUUUCUCAAACGCGCCUCAGCCACUGUUUUCACCGGAGGCAGACCGAGAGGCUGUCCUAGAAGUUGCUCAGGGCUGUUACAGGCACAUUUCGAGGAUCUUCUCGGAGCUAGCUGAUGCGCUGCCGUUUGAGAUCCUGCGUCGUGACAAGGAGAAGGCCAACUACCUCCUCACGAGUGAAGCUCGAAUCGUCGCCAUGACCUCAACACAUGCCGCCAUCAGGCGUGGGGAAAUUGUGCAGCUUGGUUUUCAUUACGACAAUGUUGUCAUGGAGGAAGCAGCCCAGAUCACCGAGAUCGAGAACUUCAUUCCACUGGCGAUGCAGAAGCCUAGGGACGGGAUAAAUCCUCUCCAACGUGUUGUUCUCUGCGGUGAUCAUUUCCAGAACUCGCCCGUCAUUCAGAAUUUGGCCUUUAGAGAUUUCGCAAGCCUGGAGCAAUCCAUGUUCUCCCGCCUUGUGCAGUUGGGAGUGCCGACUAUCACGCUUGACCAGCAGGGCCGGGCUCGUCCAUCCAUCGCUCAGCUAUACCAAUGGCGGUACCCUCAACUGACCAACCUUCCCCACGUCGAGACAUCAGAAGAGUUCCUCACUUCAAACGCUGGUUUCAAAUACGACUACCAAUUCAUUAACGUGGGCGACUACAAGGGCAAGGGAGAAGCAGAGCCCGUGCCGCACUUCAUACAUAACCUCGGAGAGGCCGAGUAUGCCGUGGCCAUAUUUCAAUACAUGCGGCUUCUCGGCUAUCCUGCGUCCAAGAUUAGUAUCUUGACCACCUACGCUGGCCAACGAGCGUUGAUCAGAGACGUCCUCUCCCAUCGAUGUGCCAAGAAUCCUAUUUUUGGUAUGCCCAAGAUCGUUGCGACCGUUGACAAAUACCAGGGCGAGCAAAAUGACUAUAUCAUCUUGUCACUUACAAGGACAACCAAAGUAGGCUACCUGCGGGAUAUACGUCGGCUUACCGUGGCGCUAUCGCGUGCACGGCUGGGCAUGUACAUCCUGGGCCGUCGCGAGGUGUUCGAGAGCUGCUACGAGCUGCGACAGGCAUUCGAGCUCCUACUACAACGACCAGACAAGUUGUCGCUGGUAGUCGGAGAGCUCUGGCCAUCGCAGCGCAGACUGCCAGAGGACACAAAGGAGGCAGUCCCAGGCGAGGCAGUCAUGGAGGGCGUAGAACAUCUGGGUAAAUACGUGUUUGAGAUGACACAGACGAAGAUGGCGCAGCUGCAGGGUGACAAGGGGCUCCCUGCCGGCGAGGCCAUGGCUCUUGAGGAGACUACGGCGAUUGAUGACCUUGCACCUAUUCCAGAGGAGGGUGAGGACGAGGAGCCAGUCAAGGGAUUCGAGGCCGAGGAGGAUUAAGCUGGACCAGCUUCACGUUGAGCCAUUCGGGGCUGGCGUUUAGGUGGCGCGAUGAUAUUGACGGCCCAAUAUGAUUUUAAUUAAGACG